Messenger RNA from Cheilinus undulatus (humphead wrasse), 6246 nucleotides. Its product is annotated as dual specificity protein phosphatase 26. The transcript is spliced from 4 exons. Lineage: Eukaryota; Metazoa; Chordata; Actinopteri; Labriformes; Labridae. Bases 263 to 865 code for a protein of 200 amino acids. Gene Ontology annotation, cellular component: cytoplasm. The record is from RefSeq and is a predicted model, not a curated record. Gene Ontology annotation, biological process: protein dephosphorylation; negative regulation of MAPK cascade. Gene Ontology annotation, molecular function: MAP kinase phosphatase activity; protein tyrosine/serine/threonine phosphatase activity.
GAACUGAGCCUAAAUAUCGCUUUAAAUCGGUCGCCAUGUUUGCUAACGGUCACACGUCUCGUUGAGGACUUGUUGAGAAGAAGAAGAUGGUGAAGCAGCGGCCGGAGGUGAAGAUGUCUGGCGGAUGCUGAGCUUCAUCAGCAGCCGUCUCAUCCUCUUCAUCCGACCAUCCUCACACAGAAGAUGAAUAAAGGAGUCAACAUGGCCGCGGAGAGGCUCGCCCUGUAGCACCAGAGAAAUACGGAGUAAAAUAACAGAUGAAAUGGCGUUUAUGUCCCGGUUCUCCCGGUCCCGGAGCAGCUCCAGAUCCCCGAACCGAAAGGACUCUGAACGGGUAACGCCGAUCCUGACGGUGUCCGAGCUGGAGAGGCUCCUUUGUACGGGAAAAACAGCGUGUAACCAUGCAGAUGAAGUGUGGCCACGGCUUUAUAUAGGAGAUCAAGAUAUUGCAUCGGACCGUCGUGAGCUGGCCAAACUGGGCAUCACUCACAUCCUGAACUGUGCUCAGAGUAAAUGGCGCGGUGGAGCCGAGUAUUAUGCCGGGAUGAACAUCACGUACCACGGCAUCGAAGCCCACGACUCCCCGACCUUCGACAUGAGCGUCAACUUCUAUCCUGCGGCCGAGUUCAUCCACAAAGCUCUCACAAGCGGAGGUAAGGUGCUGGUCCACUGCACGGUGGGAGUGAGCCGCUCUGCGACUCUCGUCCUGGCGUAUCUGAUGAUCCGACAGAACCUGACGUUGGUGGAGGCCAUCAAGACGGUGAAGGACCAUCGAGGAGUCAUCCCCAACCGAGGCUUCCUCCGCCAGCUCAACGGGCUGGACGGCAUCCUGAGAGAGAGCCGGAAGACGUCACCGCAGAGCUGAAAGCCAAUGCAAAAGACACGCAAACACAAAACUGGAGGUAGCAGCUGGUCUGGGGAAGACGAGGGGGCCAAAUUAGCAGCAUCGUGUGAGUUUCUGUCACUGUGGCUCUGUAGCAGCAGCAAGGUUUGACUGAGUAGUGGUAGCUUUAUUCAUUCAUUUUUCUAUUUGUUAUUGUUGACAAGACUGAAAAAAACACAAGCACUUGAUAAUGAACUUAGCCUCCCAAAGGUCCUCAAAUUUGGUGAGACCCCCUGGACAGAUUUAUGAAAGCAUACCUGAAUUAAAGGUCAUAUACAGCAGAUUUUACCAUAGAUGUUUGCAUGUGUAUGUAAGGAAUAUUGCACAUGCAAACACAGCUAAAGUCUAUUUGGAGCAAACUUAAAAAACAUUUUUACAAUAUGAAUUUGAAAUGUAAACGCCCCAUGUAGCAUAAGCUGGUUGGUGGCACCAGUUUAAAAGACUACCCCUGUUUUUAAAUCUAAAUAUUUUUUUUAUUUUUAUCUUUCUUAUGAAACUUCAAAACAUUCCACUCCCUUUCAAUCUUAUUUUUACCAUCAAAAAAGGAUAAAAACUUAAGUUUUUCUCAACAACACAUUGGUUUGUGAUAGGCUGCGAAAAUGAUUUUAUUUUUAUUUCUCAAUUGUUUCCUUCUCUUUUCUAAAAAUUCACUUUUAGACUCAGAACAUCAACAGUAUAAAGGAGUACGUACCAGAUUAGUGUUCAGAGAUGGAGGUUAGCCCACAGCCGUCUUAGUUUGAUUUAUCUGAGGGCAAACUGAUCAUAAAGACAAUUUCUCGCUCCGCGAUUCUUCCCGGGGGCUUAAGUAUUUGCAGGUCUUCCCGCAACUUACUUUAUUAUUCCGCAAGUGUCAUUAAGAACAACUCACUCUAGUUGUAGCCCAGGUCUGAACCAGCACAGUUAUGUAGCCUGUCGAUUCUGAUAUUACUGUGUUUUCAUAAAUAUGUACACAAUGAUGAACUGUGAUGAUGUGAAAGCCGCAUACAGCAGUAGGAGUUCUGUGUUGACUUUUAUAUUUGAUAUUUGUUUGUGAUGAUCUGAACUUCAUCCAGUAGACAACAAACUGAAGCCCUUUUGGACUGGAGUACCAUAACAGGAGGGAGGAGGAGGAAUUAAAUAUUUAUUCAUAUAUUUUAUUCAUCAGUGAAGUAGUCUUGAAAUUAAAGGAACAAUAUAAAGCAACGAUACUUACUUGCAACUUCCCCAAGGCCACUGGAAACUACAGAAUGCCCUUCUAGUGUCUCUAUACAUAAAACAUCUAGAUUAAUUAUAAGUAAGUUCAAAUCUAUCAUUCAGAUAUACAUAGUUAAGUUUUAAAAAUCAGUCUGUAAUGGGUUUGAAUCAGGAGAGGUUAAAUGAGCAAUAUGAGGUGUUGUGUAUGUUUCUGUACUGAGACUUGAGGUUUUAUUUGAAGUACAAUUUCCUUUUAAAUUGUUAGAAAUUUCCUAAAGAUUAAAAAAGCCUCAAAUUUCAAAGACAUUACCAAAAAUUACCAACUUUUUAAAAUCCCAUAAAACUACCCCAAAAUUUCCUCAAACGUUUUAGUGAAUCUUUAUGGAAAAAAGCCUACAGAUAAAAAUGACACAUUUAAAAAAAAAACAUAAAAGUUACUGAAAUUUUAAGCAAAUUCCAACCAAAAUUUCCAAUUAAAUAAAAAAAAAUCCUACAACUGCCCCCAAAAUAUCAUGAAAAAUUAUUUAAAAUUUUAAAUAAAUUCCCUAAAAAAAUCAAAAAAAUUAUCUCGUAAAUUUCCAUAGAAUAUCAGGAAACUUUCUUAGGACGGAGAAACAACAUGCCCAUAUAAGGGCAUGCAACUGCAGGGCAGUGUGCAAACACAGAAGGAACACAGGGUGAGAGAAGGAGCAAGGUGUCAGUGCUGUCGAAGUUAAAACGUUAAAAAAAAAUCUGUCCCAGGCAAGUCAGACUCAGAAUUUUCAAUAUUUUAAUAAUUUCAGGCCCACAGUCCCAUAGUGCUCAGUUUUGACUGUUUCCUGAAUGUUUUCUUAUCCUUCAUCAACUAAAUUUCUCUUAAACCAGAUCUGAAAUCAUUCGCCGUCAUUGGCGUCACUAGUUUUGACCGAAGUUCCCCUGAUCAGAGUGUGUGAUGUGAAAUUCCUCCACCUCCCUUGAAGACAGUAAUCUGGUCCAAAUGGUGCCUCAGGCUCAUCGUACUCUGACAUGAUACUAAUAGCUGGUGAAUCCCUUCAACUCUACAGUGACUGUUAGCCGUCUGGAGUCGUGCUCUGAGUGAUAGUUUAAUAUGCCAGAACAUGAAGCAUUUAGAGUAGACCUGCAGUGGGAUGAAGAACCACUACCGUGCCAUCGUUAAAGCUACCAACUGCCUGAACCACAGGAGAGUACAGUGUACGGGCUGCACGCCAGUCUAACACAGUCCGCUCUCUCGUCCUGGUGUCAAACGAGGCUAACGUUCUCAUGCUACGAAAAACAAAAGAUCCGAUGCUGAAGUCCAAACCAGCGUUUCAGAUACCCUCCUCUGUGUUUCAUCAAUGAUUACCUCAAGUAUCACUUGGUAUCAGUUUCCGUGACUCGUGGUCUCUCUGUGCUGUUUAUCGACACUUUUAAAAGAACAAGUGACGGGAGAAGCACCGCUACUCAACUCAUGAGCAGAAAAAUGUAAAUAAAAAAUGUAUUAUUAUAGUGGGUAUGUACAGGAUGAGGAUAUUUAAAGGUGUCGUUCAUUUAAAGGGGGGAAAUUUACUCCGUGGUCUGCUGCUGAAAGUUACCGGAAAUGACUCGUAAGGAGAUUAGCUUAGCAUAGCAUAAAAGACUGGAAGCAGGGGGGGAGCUAGCCUGUCAAGCCCUUUUUUCAAGAUUCACUUCAGGGCUUUUAAUUCCUUUAUUUAUAAAGGAGGACAGUGGAUAAAGUCUUAAACAGUGAUGAGAGAGUGAGAAUGUCCUGUGGGAAAGGAGCCACAGGCCAGACUUGAAACCGGACCACCACUGUGUUCAGCUCUAAGCAAUCCAGCAACUCUAACCCUUGACUUUUUUAAAGUUUAAUCCUGUCUGUGUUGAAUUAGAUUGUUAAAAAAGACUAAAAAUAUUAUGAGAAAUUCAACCAGCCCAGUCAUGGAUUCUAUACCAAAGAUUGGAGGUCAGUAGGAAGUUGUGUGCCUGCAGUCAGCUGAAAGUGCUGAUCAAAACAAAACUAUUGAAGCUCCAAGUUGUUAGCACUCAGAGCCUGAAUAAUUUAUAUUAUCUGCAUAAUAUUGAUGUCAGCAGAUAUUAGCAGGGAAAGGUGAAUGAUGGGUAUCAGCAGAUAUUAAAAUUUCUGCUAUUUAGGCUUUAAAAGUCUGCCUGUGUCAGCUGUAAUUUUUGGUCGUUUAGCAUCAAGCUAACAAAACAAAAUUCCCAUCCCAGGGCAUUGGUGAGAAAAGCUAUAACUAUAACUAAUCGUGCUCUUAUUCUAGUUUCUCAUUUACAUAAAACAUCUAGAAUAAUUAUAAGUUAGCUCAAAUUUAACAUUCAGGUAUACAUAGUUGUUUUUAAAAGCGAUUUGUAAUGGGUUUGAUUUCAGAGAGGUUGAAUGAGCAAUAUGAGACGUUCUGAAUUUUAUCCUCCUGAAAUCCGAGCUUUUAAAUGUAAUGCAACUUCAUUUGUAAUAAUAAGAGAUUUCCAAAACAUUAAAAAAGCCUCAAAUUUUCAAGACAUCACCACAAGUUACCAACUUUUUAAAAUCUCAAAACUGCCUCAAAAUUUCUUCAGACAUUCCUCUACUUUUUUAAAUUAAAAAAGUCUGCAGAUUUAAAUAAAAAGACAACCCCCCCCAAAAAAAACACAAAAAUCUCUGAAAUUUUAAGCAAAUUUAAAAAAGAAAAUCUUAAGACCCCCACCCCAAAUUCUGUUGAAAAUGAUGAACUUUCUAACAAAUUCCCUUAAAAAAAUCCAAACAAUGCCCCUUAAAUUUACAUAAAAAUUCAGUAAAAUUUCAGAGGACGUUCUCCCCAAUACUCCAAUCAGUUUCCCAAAAGUUUGAAACAAAUUCCCUAAAUUUACAUUGAGGUACCCUUAAAAUAUCAAAGCCAUUUUCACACCAAAAAACAAAACUGAAAUCAAACUCCUCGUUAUUUGUAAACUUAUCCCCAAAGUUGUUGUAAAACUUGAAGCAAAAUACAUCCAAAAUUUCUAAUCAAAUUCCGAUAGAGAUUUCCAAAACAUAAUAAAAAUCCUCAAAUUUCCAACAUGUUACCAUAAGUUACCAACUUUUUAAAAUCUCAACACUGCCCCAACAUUUCCUCAGACUUUCCUCUAUUUUUUAACAUAAAUAACAUAAAAAUUUCUGAAAUUUUAAGCAAAUUCCCAAAAAGUUCUUAUGAAUUCCCCCCAUAUUCCAUGGAAAAUGAUGUAAAUUUUCUAACAAAUUCCCUUAAAACAUCCAAACAAUGUCCCUUAAAUUUUCAUAAAAAUUCAGUAAAAUUUUGGAGGACAUUCCCCCAAAAUUCCUGUAAGUUUACCAAAUGCUUCAGCCACUACGACUAGUAGCUAAUUCCCAAGCUUCCAGUCUACAAGCUAAGCUAAGCUAAUAGCAAGGAGAGCAGAUACUUCCAGGAAUGUCCAGCUGUUCCAUAAACGGGUUUGUAUCGUAGCAUUGGAAAUCAAGACACCACCAUCAUCAGUGUAACGAACAGUUGAUGUGUAAACUUCACCUCCAUCAGAGCCGGCUGCUUUGGGACUGAGAGUUGACCCAAAGGGCCACAUUAGAUCCUCCCGUAGCACUGCUGAAAAAAACACCACACGCGUUUUCAUGAUUGUUGAUACUUUGGCAGUUUUUGUAUAUUUGGAGUGAAUCAUGAAGUUGCUCCCAAAAGUCCAGAAUCAACCGGUUAAGACUCUUCUUUUGUUGAUUUAAGGUGAAGAAAAUAGAGUCAGACUCAGUGUUAAAAACAAUGAUGUCUUAGUGUAGCAGAAUCUGCUUUUUUACCAAUGUUUUCCUCAGUCUACUCGGCUAAAAAUGAGCUAAAAGUAUUAAACCGGUGAACUACGGAGAGUGUUUUAUGGACCGGGUCUUGAACCAUUUCGAUCUUUGCUGUAUUGACUCUGUAUGUUUUGUAUUCGUGGUUUUGCUGUGCCGUGAUUGGUCGUCGGUCUCCAUUCCUGUUUCUAUCCUUGUGAUAUCUUUGUUUUCUUACUGAGACCUUUCUAUAGUAAAACUUGAAUUCUUUUGGAUUUAUUUUUGUAUCACUCUCUUUGAGGUUCAUGAAGAAGAAACUGGCAAAGGAGAUGUUGAUGCCUUAAAUCUGUGUACUUGCAGUUGGUUUUUAGACUUUUCUGUCUGUUUUUAUUGUGAAUAACACCGAGCAUUUGAUAAAUUCUGUACUUAAUCAAAAAUAAAACCUUCUCUCAUA